Messenger RNA from Capsaspora owczarzaki ATCC 30864, 969 nucleotides. RefSeq lists its product as hypothetical. NCBI's taxonomy places the organism in Eukaryota, Filasterea, Ministeriida, Capsasporidae. The transcript has a single exon. The record is from RefSeq and is a predicted model, not a curated record. Bases 1 to 969 code for a protein of 322 amino acids.
AUGGCGGCGCACCUUGCGCGCGCUGCUCGUCUAAAAAUAUUGGCAGCCAGUGCUUGUACCAGGAGGCGGGCAAGCGAGGCCGCAAGCCGCGUUCCAUUGACGGCACGAUUAUCACCUCUGCCGCUUCUUUCCAAGCACACUACUACUACUGCUGCUGCUGCUUCUGCGUCACAUCGCCAGCAGCCCACUCCCACAAUUGCAACGGCAACCGCAGCAGCAGCAGCAGCAGCAGCGGCAUCCAUGUCAAUGCAAGUGCCCUCAACACAAUCACCCCACGCCGCCGCGCACUUGCACAACGUCGUGGUCGGCUCGGCAGAGCUCAUGCCAAACCUUCCGCGCAGCUCUGGCGAUGUCCAGAUCAUUCCCAAGCUCACUGCUGUAAAUCCUAUGCUGCCCAUGCACGUCGGACUCCCCACUCUCGGCCUCUCCUCUGCCGCCGCCAUGAGUCUGAUGAUGCCUGGCGUGCAGUCGUAUGUCCAGCAACAGGCACUGUGGAUGUUCUUUCUGCAACAACAACACCAGCAGCAACAGCAACAGCAACAGCAACAACAACAGCAGCAACAGUAUUUUCAACUCCGGCACAUUCAACAGCAGCUUUUUCUCAACCGACUCUCGUCCCACACAGCAACUGGAGCCGGAGUCGCCCCCGUCUUUGCUACAGGCGCAGCGGAUCCCAUCACCCCAGGCGUAUUCGACGACCUGGACUCGUACGAGCUCCUCGGGAACGUCUCAGAACUGAGCACCGACCUUGCGGGCUUUGCGCACAAUCCGUCGUCCUCGGACGCCAGCUCACCGACCGCGUCCUCGGUCUCGGAGCACCACGACUGGGACAGCCUCAGCACCUCAGCCUCCAACUCACCACUCUUGACUCCCAACAUGCACUCGGCACAGCAAGUCCAAUCGGAUGCCGACAUGUUGCAACUCAAAACUUUGCCGCUUGGACUUGCAUCCAGCGCCGUUGCCAUGUAA